This is a messenger RNA of Lecanosticta acicola, 1893 nucleotides long. NCBI's taxonomy places the organism in Eukaryota, Fungi, Ascomycota, Dothideomycetes, Mycosphaerellales, Mycosphaerellaceae. The record is from the annotation of a GenBank genome assembly.
AUGUCGGACAGUAGCUCCGCGGUUGUGGAAGUCGGAGAUGGGAGAUAUCAGCACAACUACAUCCAAGCGAAGCUGCUUCGAGACUGGAAGAAGCGCGACAAUGGACAUUAUGGAAUCAAUCUCUCACCGGUGGUGGCCUCGGGUGUUGCAGAUCGCAAUGGUGCGAAGCAAGGGCUACUACUGGGAGUGGCACACUCAGAUCCGUCGGCGUCACCUCGCACUCGAACUCGACCCCGUCUUCGACCUCGACCUCGACGACCUGGAGGAGACAUGGAACCAACCACCUCAGACGUAUCCUGCUUUUGGGUCUACGUUCUCGCUCUCCUAUUCCUGACUCUUAUGAUCUGCCUCGUCCGAAACUGGGUCUGCAAGCCCACCCAGCAACCCGUGCCGCGUCCGCCGCCCACGGUCCCGGUAGGGAUUCCAGCAACCGUACGGCCGGCAGACGAAGAAGCUCUUGACCGGAUUGCCAUGAUGCUGCCAUCCCGCUGGAUGGACUGGCUUUCUGACCCACCCUACCUCCCCGCCGUCUGGCCUCAAUACCCAUCGGGGGGAAUCGAAGCAGCGCACAAGGAGCUCACCCAACUCAUCCAGUCGAAUCCAUGGCGUCAGUUGGAUGGCGAGCGUCUGAAUGCCCAUCUUGGUCAUGCCAUUGGACUCCGCGAUGGCGACAUCCCAUCCAUCUACAUUGCCAACUUAGAGCCGGGAUGGUUGAAGGAAGCGGGUGAGUGUUGGGAUAGCCGCAUUCCCCUGAAGGGCUCCGUCUACUGCGCCAUACGCCAUCGACCCGCACUCGAUCGUGCACAGGAAACUCUCAUCGCUCCAUUGCGAGAGUACAUCACCAAGGAACUCGGCUUCGUUCGCAAUACAACGUACCUCCUCUCACGCCUGCAAGUCUUCGCAACAGACCAUCAAACUCGCGCUAUUGCCACAGUCACAAACGCAUUCAGGGACACUGCUCGCCAUCAAUAUCCAUGGAAUAUCGCUUUUGACCCUGCAUCCGAAUCCCAAACCAUGGCAGGAAUUGACGCAGAGACUCUUCAAUCCAACUAUGAAUACUUUGCCCAGGCCGCUUUCUUCGAACUGAUUGCUCACACCGUUGAACCCCAGCUCACACGGCGGACUCAGCAAUUGGAAGGUUUACAACAGCAGUUGAGAGAUGCACCAAAGGGCAACCCUGCCCAGCUGGUGCAGUCCGUGAGCUACUGGAUCACCUCCGACCUCACACGCCAUCGUACAUUCGGCAACGCAACACAAAUGCGUCAAGCGGCUUGCGAGUGGUCUCUGCAGCGCAUGCCAUUACACCCGGAAGCACCAUCACCGGAAACACUCUCCAAACCACCACAGCAUCCAUUCCAACACAGCACCUCACUGCAGACUCUCUUCCUCUGCCCCGUCUGCCUCUCCGUGAACGCAAUCGAGGAGCUCCGCAACGCCCGGAUCCAAGCGUAUAACCACCUCGUCCACACCCUCUGGCUCUCCCCCGACGCGCCGGAAAGCUAUCGCUGGCACUGGGAAGAAGGCGGAUCCCUCACGCAGGACUGGGAGACUGCCAUUCGAUCCGAGUGGAAACGCCAUGUCCAGGGAUGGAUUGAAUCUGUCGUCGACGACGACGACGACGGAGCCUCGAAUGAUGCCGUGGGGUGGAAGAAGGAGGUGAUGCCGGAGAGGGUACACGGGAGGAAUUUCGUUCGGCCACGCACCGGCGGGAAAGGCCAUGAUGGGAGGGAGAAGGCGGGGAAUCGAGAGGAUGCCACGGGGAAGAUGAGGCCUUUGGUGGCAAGGGCAGACGGCGCGAUGCUACAAUUCGGCUGGCCUCGGCUGAGGGAUCGGAAGGAUUGCAAGGAGAGGCAUGAGAAGGAGUUCAUGCCAGGACGGAAGGCGGAGAAUUGA